AUGCAGCACUUACACGGUCCGUCGGGAGCUGAAUGUGUGACUAUCGCGACGGAGCAAAUCGAAUCGGUGCGGCUCGCCGGCCCGCACGUGCUGAAUUUACCGUUUGAUCGGUCAUCCUACAAUCCCACCAGUUUGUUCGUAUUGUUUGGAGUAAAAUGGAAAGUUGACGUGGAUACGAGAACUUCUAUUGAUAGUCAAUUUUCGAAGUCCAUAGCGGAACGCGAGGCGCAUCGC
Brenthis ino (lesser marbled fritillary) is the source of this 234-nucleotide messenger RNA. NCBI's taxonomy places the organism in Eukaryota, Metazoa, Arthropoda, Insecta, Lepidoptera, Nymphalidae. The record is from the annotation of a GenBank genome assembly.